AUGUUAGCUCUUUUUGCUUUAUUGACUACCUUUACAACGUUAAUUUCAACGGUUUUAACACAACCAAUCCCCCCAAAAUCAGAUACAUCAUUACAAUUCCUCACCGAGAAAAACAAUAAGAGAUUUUACGAUUACGACAACGGUUCAUUAGGUGCCCCAAUUAGAGGUGUUAACAUUGGUGGUUGGUUAGUACUUGAACCAUACAUUACACCUUCAUUAUUUGAAGCAUUUAGAACAAACCCAUAUAAUGAUGAUGGAAUUCCUGUGGAUGAAUAUCAUUAUUGUCAACAAUUAGGUUAUGAUGAAGCGUCUAAUAGAUUACAACAACAUUGGUCAUCAUUUUAUCAAGAAUCUGAUUUUAAAGAUAUUGCAUCUCAAGGUUUUAACUUGGUUAGAAUUCCAAUUGGUUAUUGGGCAUUUAAAACUUUAAAUGACGAUCCUUAUGUUACUGGGUUACAAGAAAGUUAUUUGGAUCAAGCUAUUCAAUGGGCCCGCAAUAAUGGGUUAAAGGUUUGGGUGGAUUUACAUGGUGCUGCUGGUUCUCAAAAUGGGUUUGAUAAUUCUGGAUUAAGAGAUACUAUUCAAAUGCUUGAUGAUAAUAAUUUAGCUGUUACGUUAGAUGUUAUCAAAUAUCUUUUGAAGAAAUAUUCUAGUAAUCAAUUUACUGAUACUGUUAUUGGUGUGGAAUUAAUUAAUGAACCAUUGGGACCUGCUAUGGAUGUUGAUAAAUUGAAAAACGAUUAUUUGAAGCCAUGUUAUGAUUAUUUAAGAAAUGAAGUACAAGGUGAUCAAGUUAUUAUUAUUCAUGAUGCAUUUGAAGCUUACAAUUAUUGGGAUGAUUUCUUAACCGCUGAUGGUGGUGCGUGGGGUGUUACCAUUGAUCAUCAUCAUUAUCAAGUAUUUUCUCCAGGUGAAUUAGUAAGAACAAUGGAUGAACGUAUCAGUGUUACUUGUUCUUGGGGUACAGGUAUAUUGAAUGAAGCUCAUUGGAGUGUUGCUGGUGAAUUUUCUGCUGCUUUAACUGAUUGUGCUAAAUGGCUAAAUGGUGUCGGUAUCGGUGCUCGUUAUGAUGGAUCUUACCGAAAGGGUAAUGAUGGGUCUUAUUAUAUUGGUUCUUGUGCUAACAACGAAGAUAUCAAUUCAUGGUCAUAUGAAAGAAGAAACAACACAAGAAGAUAUGUUGAAGCACAAUUAGAUGCAUUUGAAAUGAGAGGAGGAUGGAUUAUUUGGUGUUACAAAACUGAAACAAGUUUGGAAUGGAGUGUACAAAAUUUGAUUCAAAAUAAUUUGUUCCCACAACCAAUUACUGAUAGAUUGUAUCCAAAUCAAUGUGGUACAAAGUAA
Messenger RNA from Naumovozyma dairenensis CBS 421, 1344 nucleotides. RefSeq names its product glycoside hydrolase family 5 protein. The coding region runs from base 1 to 1344 and encodes 447 amino acids. The record is from RefSeq and is a predicted model, not a curated record. Gene Ontology annotation, molecular function: glucan exo-1,3-beta-glucosidase activity. Lineage: Eukaryota; Fungi; Ascomycota; Saccharomycetes; Saccharomycetales; Saccharomycetaceae. Gene Ontology annotation, cellular component: cell surface; extracellular region. Gene Ontology annotation, biological process: glucan catabolic process. The transcript has a single exon.